AUGACUAAAGAGACGGCGGCCUUGAUGAACGUCAGCAGCGACAGCAUGAAAACGGCGGAGGAACAAUCUUCUAUUCCUAGGGUUUCAUACUCAAAUAAAGUUCAGCAAUCUACGACCAAACCUGCGGAUGUUCUCGCGCAAGAUUACUGCUCCCUUCACCCUUUCAAGAAAAACGAUCACCUUCACUUUGAUAUUCCUGACGAUCUUUAUAAUCAACAGUUGAAGCGUUUCUCUCUUGCGUUACACGCUAGAAUUAUUCUGCAAAAAGGAGAAUCCCCUAGGUUUGCAGAGGACAUUAAAAAGGAAUUGCAACAACGAUGGGGGAUCUCGGCUCCGUGGCAAAUCAUCCCUCUCGGCAAGGGUUUUUUCACACUCCGUUUCUCUGGUGAAAGCGACCUGGCGAAAGCAAAGUCGAAAGCCUUCUGGAAGUUAAAGACUGGCAUCCUAAAAAUUAGAGAAUGGGUCCCUUUAUUUAAUCCCUAUAAAGAAACGGCUGCUUUGUCUCAAGUCUGGCUACAGAUCUAUUACCUGCCACAUGAGCUUUGGCAUCCUGACAUUAUAUCCGGUCUAGCUCGUUCUGCGGGAACCCCGAUCAAGAUUGAUGGUUCUACCUUUCUUGGGGCAGUUGGACAUUAUGCUCGGGUCCUCAUUGAAAUGGACGUUACGAAGGACAUUGUCUAUAACUUAACGGUCAAUAGGGGCUCGGCCUCCUUUGAAAUUGAGUUUGUUUAUGAAAACAUACCAUACUUUUGCGGAAUUUGUAGGAAGGUGGGCCACUCUGCGGAUAAAUGCAGGAAGAAUUCUGAAGAAAAGGAAGUGCGGAAAGAUGAGGAGGAAGAUGGUUCUAAGAACAGAAGAGCUAAUGCUCCGGCGGCUAAGGACUCGGGGCGGUUUUUGGAUAAACCUCAGAAAGAAGCUUUUCAUGCUAAGUCUACGAAGCAGUUCAAAGCCAAAGAGCAAGUUAUUACUAAAAAUUCUUUUGAGGUCCUGGAGAGGGAGCAGGAUGCGAGCUUGGUUGAGGAGGGAGAGUUGGAGAAGGCUAGCAACUCUGGAGUUGUUUCGGGGGAGAAGGCGAUUCUUAAAAGUAAAAUCGUGGACAACAGAGACCUUACGGGGGGUGCACCGGCUGCGGAGGGCACGGUUGCUCCACGUGGUGAUGACUUAGAACAGCGGGGGCAGGUGUUCGACACCCCAGUUGCCAAUCCUUCUAUACGAGAUCACUUAACUCCUGAAGAGGAAAUGGAUUGGGGUACGAUAAACAAGACGGACAGCAUUGAAGCUACAGAGGAGGUCGAGCAAAUAGAGGUUGAGGAUAAGAAUGGGCAAGUGAUUGUUAAUCAAAACAUGAAUGAAAAGCAGUUUGUAACGGCUGUAUCCACCUUAGUACAGGAGGAAAUGCAAUGGAUAAAGGAUCAAGAGAUUAAAUCUGCGGAGAAGCAAAGAGAGGCCAAACAAAUUCAGCAGAAAAUUGAUUCGGCUACGCAAUAA
Molecule: messenger RNA, 1488 nt
Organism: Salvia miltiorrhiza (redroot sage)
Lineage: Eukaryota; Viridiplantae; Streptophyta; Magnoliopsida; Lamiales; Lamiaceae
Exons: 1
Coding region: 1-1488 (495 amino acids)
Source: RefSeq, a predicted model, not a curated record